AUGACACCAAGAAAUAGUACUGAAGUGACUGAAUUCUUCCUUCUGGGAUUUGGUGUCCAACAUGAGUUUCAGUAUUUCCUCUUCACUGUAUUUCUGGUCAUCUAUGGGACCUCCAUGGUGGGUACUAUUGGAAUGAGCCUACUCAUCAAGACAGAUUCCAGACUCCAAACACCCAUGUACUGUUUCCUACAGCAUUUGGCUUUUGUUUAUAUCUGUUUCACCUCUGCUGUCACUCCCAAGAUGAUGCAAAACUUCAUAAUAGAAAAUAAAUCAAUCUCAUUCAAGGGCUGUGUCAUACAAUUAUUGGUUUACACAACAUUUGUAACGGGUGACUGUUACCUCCUUGCUGCUAUGGCGGUGGACCAUUAUGUGGCCAUCUGCAACCCGCUUCACUCUCCCACCGUCAUGUCCCGAAGGGUCUGCAUCCAGUUGGUAGCUGGUUCGUACAUCAUGGGCUCCAUAAAUGCCUCUGUGCACACAGGUUUUACAUUUUCACUGGUCUUCUGCAAGGGCAAUACCAUCAAUCACUUUUUCUGUGACAUUCCUCCAGUUCUUGCCCUCUUCUGCUCCAACACUGACAUCAACAUCAUGCUACUUUCUGUCUUUGUGGGAUUUAAUCUGACAUCCACUGUGUUGGCCAUCAUCGUUUCCUACAUGUUUAUCCUGGCUGCCAUCCUGAAGAUCUCUUCCAAUGCAGGAAAGAAAAAAGCCUUCUCCACCUGUGCCUCCCACCUGACAGCAGUCACCAUUUUCUAUGGAACCCUCUCUUACAUGUACUUACAGUCUUAUUCGCAUAAUUCCCAUGAAAAUAGGAAAGUGGCCCCUGUAUUUUAUGGCAUUAUGAUUCCCAUGUUGAAUCCCCUGAUCUAUAGUUUGAGAAAUAAGGAGGUAAAAUAA
This is a messenger RNA of Bubalus bubalis (water buffalo), 897 nucleotides long. RefSeq names its product putative olfactory receptor 5AK3. Gene Ontology annotation, molecular function: olfactory receptor activity; G protein-coupled receptor activity; odorant binding. The record is from RefSeq and is a predicted model, not a curated record. The transcript has a single exon. The coding region runs from base 1 to 897 and encodes 298 amino acids. Gene Ontology annotation, cellular component: membrane. Lineage: Eukaryota; Metazoa; Chordata; Mammalia; Artiodactyla; Bovidae. Gene Ontology annotation, biological process: sensory perception of smell; G protein-coupled receptor signaling pathway.